Messenger RNA from Adineta ricciae, 543 nucleotides. NCBI's taxonomy places the organism in Eukaryota, Metazoa, Rotifera, Eurotatoria, Adinetida, Adinetidae. The record is from the annotation of a GenBank genome assembly.
AUGACAACAUCGUCUCCUGCUUAUCUAUUGCCUGGUCCAUCACCUACAAUAGACUCUAAAUCUCCACUUAUUAAACAGAUGAUACCAACGGGAGCACCAGCAGCCAUGACAGUACCGGCAACAGCACUUCAUUCACUUCACAAUUUUGCUCAUCAUCAAAUUCAAUUUCCACUUCAUCGAUCUUCUAUUUCAUCACAUUCUCAUCAACAACUUUCGAGAACAACACCGACUACAGAUACAUUUCACUCAUUAACGAUUCCUAAUCCUUCGAAUAGUAAUUCACUAUUAACAACAGUCCCAACUAACAACAACAACAAUAAUAAUAAUAAUAUUACAAACAAUGCGUCAUCCGUUUUCCCUACGAAUAAUCUCGAAGAGAAUGGCGGCGGGAGUGGCUCAAGCGGACAUAGCCUCUCACAAAGUAUGGAAUCAAUUAAUAAUAUUGGUUUUACAGAUGAUGAGUUUUUAUUUUACAAUUCAUUUGUUUCACAUUAUUUUCUCUUCAACAUUGUCAAAGAACGAUGCAGAUGUUACCGAUGUUAG